Arthroderma uncinatum is the source of this 2400-nucleotide messenger RNA. Its product is annotated as dynamin. The coding region runs from base 1 to 2400 and encodes 799 amino acids. Gene Ontology annotation, biological process: peroxisome fission; mitochondrial fission. The transcript has 3 exons. The record is from RefSeq and is a predicted model, not a curated record. NCBI's taxonomy places the organism in Eukaryota, Fungi, Ascomycota, Eurotiomycetes, Onygenales, Arthrodermataceae. Gene Ontology annotation, molecular function: microtubule binding; GTP binding; GTPase activity. Gene Ontology annotation, cellular component: mitochondrion; microtubule; membrane.
AUGACGUCCCUGGGCGACGACUUGCUUGUUACCGUGAACAAGCUGCAGGAUUUGGUGUUUAAUACCAUUGGGAAUGAUUCCUUGGAUUUGCCACAGAUUGUAGUUGUCGGUUCGCAAUCGUCCGGGAAGUCCUCGGUGCUUGAAAACAUCGUUGGGAGAGACUUUCUACCUCGAGGGAGCGGCAUUGUUACUCGGCGGCCUUUGAUUCUCCAGCUUAUCAACGUACCUAGCGAUAGUGACGAUGAAGAUGAUGAUGAUGAGAGGAACGCCCCUCACACGGCUGCUAGCGUGGAAGCACACGGGGAAUGGGGAGAAUUCCACCACCAGCCCGGCCGUAAAUAUACCGACUUCGCGCACAUAAAGCAGGAAAUCGAGAAUGAAACCGCUAGGAUAGCCGGGAAUAAUAAGGGAAUCAACCGACAGCCGAUAAACCUGAAGAUCUUUUCGCCGCAUGUGCUUAAUUUGACGCUGGUGGAUCUUCCUGGCUUGACCAAGGUGCCUAUCGGCGACCAGCCGUCUGACAUCGAGAAGCAAACACGCACGUUGAUUUCUGAAUAUAUCGCCAAGCCAAACAGUAUCAUUCUUGCCGUCUCUCCCGCGAACGUCGACAUUGUGAACUCCGAGGCCCUGAAGCUUGCUCGUCAUGUCGAUCCGGUGGGGAAGCGAACGAUUGGUGUGCUCACCAAACUGGAUCUUAUGGACCACGGAACCAACGCAAUGGAUAUCCUCACUGGACGAGUCUACCCAUUAAAACUAGGUUUCAUUGGUGUAGUCAAUCGUUCUCAGCAGGAUAUUCAGGCUGGAAAGUCCCUGGGAGAAGCUCUGAAGUCGGAAGCCGAGUUCUUCAGACACCAUCCAGCUUACCGAAAUAUGGCCAAUCGAUGCGGAACCCAAUUCCUCGCAAAGAGCUUGAACACAACUCUAAUGUCACAUAUCCGUGACCGACUACCAGAUAUUAAGGCUCGCCUUAAUACUUUGAUGGGCCAAACCCAACAGGAGCUAGCCAGCUACGGAAACAAGCAAUUUAGUGGACGAGAGCACCGCGGAUCCUUGAUACUACAGCUCAUGACGCGCUUCGCUUCUUCCUUCAUAUCGUCUAUUGACGGAACGUCUUCUGAGAUAUCGACGAAGGAGCUAUGCGGAGGUGCAAGGAUUUAUUAUAUUUUUAAUUCAGUGUUUGGAAACUCCCUAGAAACCAUCGAUCCUACCCACAACCUUUCCGUUCUCGAUAUUAGAACCGCCAUCCGCAACUCUACCGGCCCUCGACCCAGUCUUUUCGUUCCAGAGCUUGCGUUCGACUUGCUUGUGAAACCGCAGAUAAAACUCCUUGAGAUACCCAGUCAGCGCUGCGUUGAGCUUGUUUAUGAAGAACUUAUCAAGAUAUGCCAUACCUGCGGCUCGACUGAACUUUCUCGAUUCCCAAGGCUGCAGGCAAAGCUGAUCGAAGUUGUUUCCGACCUUCUUAGAGAGCGUCUAGGGCCUUGCUCAAAUUAUGUGGAGUCUCUCAUUUCUAUUCAGCGCGCAUAUAUCAAUACCAAUCACCCCAACUUCCUUGGCGCAGCUGCUGCCAUGUCGUCUGUCAUUCAAAGCAAGCAGGAGAAAGAAAAGAAAGCUGCUCUUGCUGAUGAGAAGCGGAAAAGAGAUAGGCGGCGAUUGAAGGAGCUAGGAGCUGCAAACGGAGUGGCUACGCCCGACGAAGAAGAGGAGCAUGCAGAUGAGAAGCAACAGGGCCUUCCAGUGAGAGGUCACUCGAAGGUGGCCAGAACCCACUCCCCACAUCCCGGCCGCAACCCUGAAUCCAUAUCCUCUGCCGUAAACGGCUUCCAGUCAUCCUCCCCACCACGGUUAGGAAGCCAGCACGGAAAUGCCAAGGACUCUUUCUUGAACUAUUUCUUCGGCAAGGACGGCCUACCGGGUAGUGCUCCUCCACCAACAUCAUCUAGCCUUUCACGUCAUGUCAGCCACUCGAUGGAGCCAAGUUUCAGCCAGAGCUUCCGUCGAAACGAAGUCCGAUCUCCAUCCACAGCACACUAUCCUACGCAGCACGAGGAAUACGCUCCAUCUGAAUAUGGCGAUAUGACUUUAGCUAACGACAAUGCCGAACCAGUCCUCACAGACCGCGAGGCUCUAGAGACAGAACUCAUCCGCCGCCUAAUCUCAUCCUACUUCAACAUUGUCCGCGAAACAAUAGCCGACCAGGUACCGAAGGCCAUCAUGCACCUUCUCGUCAACCACAGCAAAGAAGUGGUUCAAAAUCGCCUAGUCAGCGAACUUUACCGGGAAGACCUCUUCCCUGAACUCCUUUAUGAAGACGAUGGCAUCAAGGCUGAACGCGAGAAGUGCGAGAAGCUACUCGACACCUAUAAAGAGGCCGCGAAGAUCGUGGGCGAAGUUUUGUAA